This is a messenger RNA of Acanthochromis polyacanthus (spiny chromis), 6267 nucleotides long. Its product is annotated as collagen alpha-1(IV) chain-like. The record is from RefSeq and is a predicted model, not a curated record. NCBI's taxonomy places the organism in Eukaryota, Metazoa, Chordata, Actinopteri, Pomacentridae. Bases 548 to 6241 code for a protein of 1897 amino acids. The transcript is spliced from 2 exons.
GGAACACCUGUAAAAACCUGUACACCACCUGUAAACACCUGUACAGUCAGUAGAAUGCUUGUAAACACCUGUACAGUCACUGAAAGUAGCAUGUCGUCAUUCAUCUGACAGAUUCUACGCGUGUUGAGUGUUUUGGACACUUUCUGGACUCUCAGAUAUAGUUUUGUAUCCAGGUGAAUAUUUAUUUCCAGGUGUGGUUUUAUCUCCAGGUGUAGUUUUGUUUUCAGGUGUAGUUUUAUCUCAAUUCAAUUCAAUUUUAUUUAUAUAGCACUAAUUACAGUCAAAUUGUCUCCAGACGCUUUCCAGAACCCAUAUGAACCCCCAGAGCAGCUCUAAGGAGACAGUGGCAGAAAAAAACCUUGAGCAGAACCUGACUCUUUAUAUGGGGGAACCAUAUCACAGAUGAUUCAUACAAAGCAGAAGCUAACAUAUAAAUUGAUUCAUAGUUUCCUGUUCUGGUGUACAGCUCUGGCAUUAAAUCUACUACAUAUGUAGCUGGUAGUAAAAUUCAAACAGUAUGUAGAAUAUAUCAGGUAUAGUGAGGGCGAUGCAGAGUAGACUGGUGGAAAUGGGCAGCUGGAAGCAGCAUCCAACAGUGGACAGGUGUAGUUUUGUCUCCAGGUGUAGUUUUGUCUCCAGGUGUCCUCUUGUCUCCAGGUAUAGUUUUGUCUCCAGAUGUUGUUUUGUCUCCAGGUGUCCUCUUUUGUCCAGGUGUCCUCUUGUCUCCAAGUGUUGUUUUGUCUCCAGGUGUCCCCUUGUCUCCAGGUGUCCUCUUGUCUCCAGGUGUAGUUUUGUCUCCAGGUGUCUUCUUGUCUUCAGGUGUCUUCUUGUUUCCAGGUGUCCUCUUGUCUCCAGGUGUUGUUUUUUCUCCAGGUGUCCUCUUGUCUCCAGGUGUCCUCUUGUCUCCAGGUCUUGUUUUGUCUCCAGAGGUCUUGUUUUGUCUCCAGGUGUCCACUUGUCUCCAGGUGUAGUUUUGUCUCCAGGUGUCCUCUUGUCUCCAAGUGUUGUUUUGUCUCCAGGUGUCCUCUUGUCUCCAAGUGUUGUUUUGUCUCCAGGUGUCCUCUUGUCUCCAGGUGUCCCCUUGUCUCCAGGUGUAGUUUUGUCUCUUGGUGUCCCCGUGUCUCUAGGUGUAGUCUUGUCUCUAGGUGUCCUCUUGUCUCCAGGUGUCCUCUUGUCUCCAGGUGUAGUUUUGUCUCCUGGUAUCCUCUUGUCUCCAGGUGUCCUCUUGUCUCCAGGUGUAGUUUUGUCUCUUGGUGUCCUCUUGUUUCCAGGUGUCCUCUUGUCUCCAAGUGUUGUUUUGUCUCCAGGUGUCCUCUUGUCUCCAAGUGUUGUUUUGUCUCCAAGUGUUGUUUUGUCUCCAGUUGUUGUUUUGUCUCCAGGUGUAGUUUUGUCUCCUGGUAUCCUCUUGUCUCCAGGUGUCCCCUUGUCUCCAGGUGUUCUCUUGUCUCCAGGUGUAGUUUUGUCUCCUGGUAUCCUCUUGUCUCCAGGUGUCCCCUUGUCUCCAGGUUUCCUCUUGUCUCCAGGUCUUGUUUUGUCUCCAGGUGUCCCCUUGUCUCCAGGUGUAGUUUUGUCUCCAGGUGUCCUCUUGUCUCCAAGUGUUGUUUUGUCUCCAGGUGUUGUUUUGUCUCCAGGUGUAGUUUUGUCUCCUGGUAUCCUCUUGUCUCCAGGUGUAGUUUUGUCCCCAGGUGUAGUUUUGUCUCCAGGUGUCUUCUUGUCUUCAGGUGUCUUCUUGUCUCCAGGUGUCCUCUUGUCUCCAGGUGUUGUUUUGUCUCCUGGUAUCCUCUUGUCUCCAGGUGUCCUCUUGUCUCCAGGUGUAGUUUUGUCUCCAGGUGUCCUCUUGUCUCCAAGUGUUGUUUUGUCUCCAGGUGUCCCCUUGUCUCCAGGUGUCCUCUUGUCUCCAGGUGUAGUUUUGUCUCCAGGUGUCCUCUUGUCUCCAGGUGUAGUCUUGUCUCCAGGUGUCCUCUUGUCUCCAGGUGUAGUUUUGUCUCCAGGUGUUCUCUUGUCUCCAGGUGUAGUUUUGUCUCUUGGUGUCCUCUUGUCUCCAGGUGUCCUCUUGUCUCCAAGUGUUGUUUUGUCUCCAGGUGUCCUCUUGUCUCCAGGUGUAGUUUUGUCUCCUGGUAUCCUCUUGUCUCCAGGUGUAGUUUUGUCCCCAGGUGUAGUUUUGUCUCCAGGUGUCUUCUUGUCUUCAGGUGUCUUCUUGUCUCCAGGUGUCCUCUUGUCUCCAGGUGUUGUUUUGUCUCCUGGUAUCCUCUUGUCUCCAGGUGUCCUCUUGUCUCCAGGUGUAGUUUUGUCUCCAGGUGUCCUCUUGUCUCCAAGUGUUGUUUUGUCUCCAGGUGUCCCCUUGUCUCCAGGUGUCCUCUUGUCUCCAGGUGUAGUUUUGUCUCCAGGUGUCCUCUUGUCUCCAGGUGUAGUCUUGUCUCCAGGUGUCCUCUUGUCUCCAGGUGUAGUUUUGUCUCCAGGUGUUCUCUUGUCUCCAGGUGUAGUUUUGUCUCCUGGUAUCCUCUUGUCUCCAGGUGUCCUCUUGUCUCCAGGUGUAGUUUUGUCUCUUGGUGUCCUCUUGUCUCCAGGUGUCCUCUUGUCUCCAAGUGUUGUUUUGUCUCCAGGUGUCCUCUUGUCUCCAAGUGUUGUUUUGUCUCCAAGUGUUGUUUUGUCUCCAGUUGUAGUUUUGUCUCCUGGUAUCCUCUUGUCUCCAGGUGUCCCCUUGUCUCCAGGUGUAGUUUUGUCUCCAGGUGUUCUCUUGUCUCCAGGUGUAGUUUUGUCUCCUGGUAUCCUCUUGUCUCCAGGUGUCCCCUUGUCUCCAGGUUUCCUCUUGUCUCCAGGUCUUGUUUUGUCUCCAGGUGUCCCCUUGUCUCCAGGUGUAGUUUUGUCUCCAGGUGUCCUCUUGUCUCCAAGUGUUGUUUUGUCUCCAGGUGUCCUCUUGUCUCCAGGUGUAGUUUUGUCUCCUGGUAUCCUCUUGUCUCCAGGUGUCCCCUUGUCUCCAGGUGUCCUCUUGUCUCCAGGUGUAGUUUUGUCUCUUGGUGUCCUCUUGUCUCCAGGUGUCCUCUCUUCUCCAAGUGUUGUUUUGUCUCCAGGUGUAGUCUUGUCUCCAGGUGUCCUCUUGUCUCCAGGUGUAGUUUUGUCUCCAGGUGUUCUCUUGUCUCCAGGUGUAGUUUUGUCUCUUGGUGUCCUCUUGUCUCCAGGUGUCCUCUUGUCUCCAAGUGUUGUUUUGUCUCCAGGUGUCCUCUUGUCUCCAAGUGUUGUUUUGUCUCCAGUUGUAGUUUUGUCUCCUGGUAUCCUCUUGUCUCCAGGUGUCCCCUUGUCUCCAGGUGUAGUUUUGUCUCCAGGUGUUCUCUUGUCUCCAGAUGUAGUUUUGUCUCCUGGUAUCCUCUUGUCUCCAGGUGUCCCCUUGUCUCCAGGUUUCCUCUUGUCUCCAGGUGUAGUUUUGUCUCCUGGUGUCCCCUUGUCUCCAGGUGUCCCCUUGUCUCCAGGUGUCCUCUUGUCUCCAGGUGUAGUUUUGUCUCCAGGUGUCCUCUUAUCUCCAAGUGUUGUUUUGUCUCCAGGUGUUGUUUUGUCUCCAGGUGUAGUUUUGUCUCCUGGUAUCCUCUUGUCUCCAGGUGUCCUCUUGUCUCCAGGUGUAGUUUUGUCUCUUGGUGUCCUCUUGUCUCCAGGUGUCCUCUUGUCUCCAAGUGUUGUUUUGUCUCCAGGUGUCCUCUUGUCUCCAAGUGUUGUUUUGUCUCCAGUUGUAGUUUUGUCUCCUGGUAUCCUCUUGUCUCCAGGUGUCCCCUUGUCUCCAGGUGUAGUUUUGUCUCCAGGUGUUCUCUUGUCUCCAGAUGUAGUUUUGUCUCCUGGUAUCCUCUUGUCUCCAGGUGUCCCCUUGUCUCCAGGUUUCCUCUUGUCUCCAGGUGUAGUUUUGUCUCCUGGUGUCCCCUUGUCUCCAGGUGUCCCCUUGUCUCCAGGUGUCCUCUUGUCUCCAGGUGUAGUUUUGUCUCCAGGUGUCCUCUUAUCUCCAAGUGUUGUUUUGUCUCCAGGUGUUGUUUUGUCUCCAGGUGUAGUUUUGUCUCCUGGUAUCCUCUUGUCUCCAGGUGUCCCCUUGUCUCCAGGUGUCCUCUUGUCUCCAGGUGUAGUUUUGUCUCUUGGUGUCCUCUUGUCUCCAGGUGUCCUCUUGUCUCCAAGUGUUGUUUUGUCUCCAGGUGUCCUCUUGUCUCCAAGUGUUGUUUUGUCUCCAGGUGUAGUUUUGUCUCCUGGUGUAGUUUUGUCUCUUGGUGUCCUCUUGUCUCCAGGUGUCCUCUUGUCUCCAAGUGUUGUUUUGUCUCCAGGUGUCCUCUUGUCUCCAAGUGUUGUUUUGUCUCCAGUUGUAGUUUUGUCUCCUGGUAUCCUCUUGUCUCCAGGUGUCCCCUUGUCUCCAGGUGUAGUUUUGUCUCCAGGUGUUCUCUUGUCUCCAGAUGUAGUUUUGUCUCCUGGUAUCCUCUUGUCUCCAGGUGUCCCCUUGUCUCCAGGUUUCCUCUUGUCUCCAGGUGUUGUUUUGUCUCCAGGUGUCCCCUUGUCUCCAGGUGUUGUUUUGUCUCCAGGUGUAGUUUUGUCUCCAGGUGUCCUCUUAUCUCCAAGUGUUGUUUUGUCUCCAGGUGUUGUUUUGUCUCCAGGUGUAGUUUUGUCUCCUGGUAUCCUCUUGUCUCCAGGUGUCCCCUUGUCUCCAGGUGUCCUCUUGUCUCCAGGUGUAGUUUUGUCUCUUGGUGUCCUCUUGUCUCCAGGUGUCCUCUUGUCUCCAAGUGUUGUUUUGUCUCCAGGUGUUCUCUUGUCUCCAAGUGUUGUUUUGUCUCCAAGUGUUGUUUUGUCUCCAGUUGUUGUUUUGUCUGCAGGUGUAGUUUUGUCUCCUGGUAUCCUCUUGUCUCCAGGUGUAGUUUUGUCUCCAGGUGUUCUCUUGUCUCCAGGUGUAGUUUUGUCUCCUGGUAUCCUCUUGUCUCCAGGUGUCCCCUUGUCUCCAGGUUUCCUCUUGUCUCCAGGUCUUGUUUUGUCUCCAGGUGUCCCCUUGUCUCCAGGUGUCCUCUUGUCUCCAAGUGUUGUUUUGUCUCCAGGUGUCCCCUUGUCUCCAGGUGUCCUCUUGUCUCCAGGUUUAGUUUUGUCUCUUGGUGUUCUCUUGUCUCCAGGUGUAGUUUUGUCUCUAGGUGUCCUCUUGUCUCCAUGUGUAGUCUUGUCUCCAGGUGUCCUCUUGUCUCCAGGUGUAGUUUUGUCUCCAGGUGUCCUCUUGUCUCCAGGUGUAGUUUUGUCUCUAGGUGUUCUCUUGUCUCCAGGUGUAGUUUUGUCUCUAGGUGUCCUCUUGUCUCCAGGUGUAGUCUUGUCUCCAGGUGUCCUCUUGUCUCCAGGUGUCGUUUUGUCUCCAGGUGUUCUCUUGUGUCCAGGUGUCCCCUUGCCUCCAGGUGUUGUUUUGUCUCUAGGUGUCCUCUCUUCUCCAGGUGUCCUGUUGUCUCCACUUCUUGUUUUGUCUCCAGGUGUCCUCUUGUCUCCAGGUGUAGUUUUGUCUCCAAGUGUCCUCUUGUCUCCAGGUGUUUUUUUUGUCUCUCGGUGUCCUCUUGUCUCCAGGUGUCCUCUUGUCUCCAAGUGUAGUUUUGUCUCCAGGUGUCCUCAUGUCUCUUGGUAUCCUCUUGCCUCCAGGUGUUGUUUUGUCUCUAGGUGUCCUCUUGUCUCCAGGUGUCCUCUUGUCUCCAGGUCUUUUUUUGUCUCCAGGUCUUGUUUUAUCUCCAGGUGUCCUCUUGUCUCCAGGUGUCCUCUUGUCUCCAGGUGUAGUUUUGUCUCCAGGUGUUUUUUUUUUGUCUCUAGGUGUCCUCUUGUCUCCAGGUGUCCUCUUGUCUCCAGGUGUUGUUUUGUCUCUUGGUGUCCUCUUGUCUCCAGGUGUUUUUUUGUCUCUAGGUGUCCUCUUGUCUCCAGGUGUCCUCUUGUCUCCAAGUGUAGUUUUGUCUCCAGGUGUCCUCAUGUCUCUAGGUAUCCUCUUGCCUCCAGGUGUUGUUUUGUCUCUAGGUGUCCUCUUGUCUCCAGGUGUCCUCUUGUCUCCAGGUGUAGUUUUGUCUCCAGGUGUUUUUUUUUUGUCUCCAGGUGUUUUUUUUUGUCUCUAGGUGUCCUCUUGUCUCCAGGUGUCCUCUUGUCUCCAGGUGUUGUUUUGUCUCUUGGUGUCCUCUUGUCUCCAGGUGUAGUUUUGUCUCCAGGUGUCCUCGUGUCUCCAGGUGUCCUCGUGUCUCCAGGUGUCCUCUUGUCUCCAGGUGUCCUCUAGCUGUUCUGAACAGUUGUGUUUCUGUU